AGAGAGGAGCAAGUGCAGGAAGAGAGUGCUUAUGGGCGAGUGCCCUCAGCCUUGCUCUCAAAAGAAAGAGUUUGGUUUGUUAUCAAGUGUCCACCUUCUAUAAAUUCUUUUUCUGUCAAGCACGCGGUAUGCUAUCUUCUUCUUCAAUCUUGAUAUCCUCUUAUGUUCUUUGUUGAGAGUUCACAUGUGCAUUUACAUAUAUUCUUCGUAAGAAUAGCAUGGAGUAGACAUAUCUUGCGCUCAAAAGAAGGGGUCAUCAGCCAAAUCAUUCUUGCUAAAGUUCGUCUGUGUUUAACAGCUAGUUGUAUGAGUUCCUGAACAUCAUCUGACGAAGUUUGUAGGUAUGGUUAAUUAUAUAGUUUUGAUUUUAUUGCUAGAGCAUCUUUUUAAUUUAUUUCUGAACUUCAUAUCGUACAUAAAAAACCAUACUUAGAGAAGCUCCAGUUUGAGAAUGCAGGUCGUGCCUUUUUGUCUGUCCGUGUAGAACACAUGGUAUGAACUUUAGAGGCCUCUCUACCCCUUGCACAGGUUCAUUAAUUAUUACAUCAGCAGCUCCUGUUAGCAUUUAACGUCCCAUUCUCACGGAAGGCCCGUAGGCGAACAAUUUAAGAAAGGUUGAGGAUGGGAGGGAAGGCUAGCUUUAAAUAAAGGUUGAGGAUGAAGGUGUCCCAUACCAUAAAGGUUAGGGAUGGAAAAGAACAUUUACCUAAUAGUUAAUUUUAAUUUAAUUGCCAAUUUUAGCCUACAAUAUUAGGGUGGUGUGAAUUUUUU
This is a messenger RNA of Rubroshorea leprosula, 771 nucleotides long. Lineage: Eukaryota; Viridiplantae; Streptophyta; Magnoliopsida; Malvales; Dipterocarpaceae. The record is from the annotation of a GenBank genome assembly.